AUGAGCGUUGACGCGAAGUUUUUGAAACGUAAAAUAAAACCUUCGCUUUUGGAUGUGCAUCCGGUGGAAAAUGCGUUAGUCAUCAGCUAUGAGGUGGAGGCGCAAAUUUUUGGCGAACUAGGGGAUCCGAUGGUCGGAGAAAAGAAGGAAAGUCAAAAAUUGGUUCGGAUCAAAGGAUUGACGGAAGAUACUGACAUCGAUACUUUGACUGAAGAGAUUAUCUCAAGAUGCACGUUGAUUCAUCCGAGCAGAUUCGGAGAAGUGAAGCAACUCUUGUUCUAUUUGCAAACCCGAAAGAAGCCUGAUGGACAACCGAAAGGUGCAGAAAAUUUUCACUUAAUUUCAAGGUCUUGUCAUUUGAACGCCUAUUCCUUAAUUGUAGAUGGUAAGAAAAAGGAAGCAUGGACGUCUUCUGGAAAAGAUUCUCCUGAUUUGGAAGCGUUCAAUGCCUGCAAAGAAGUCGCAAAUUUGAAUGAUCUCGAGGAUUACAUCGAAAUGCUUUACGAAGAAAUCAAUUCCAAAUGCCGUGGAGCAGCUUUAAUCCUUCAGCUCACGCGAAAUCCAGACAAUCUCGAGGAGUUCUUCGACAACGAAGUUCUUCUAUCAGCAUUAUCACGAGUUCUAAGGGAAGACUGGAAGCGAAAUCUGGAUCUCGCGACAAAUCUUGUGUACUGUUUCUACUGCUUCUCCGUGUUCACGCAGUUUCACAGCAUUAUACAAAAUUACAAAAUUGGAUCAUUGUGCAUGGAAAUCGUGCGUCAUGAGUUGACAAGACGUCAGAAGUUUCUGGCGGAUGUGGAAAAGCCGGACGGCGAUGCUUCAAACAAUGAUCGGGUUUUGUCGAUGAAAAAGUUGAAGAUUUUGAUCCGGAAAUUGAACCAAUUGUUGCGAGUUUGCUUCUACCUGUUGCUGAAUUUGUCAGAGGAUCCUAAAGUAGAGCAGAAGAUGCGUUCGAAAGGCGUAAUUAAGCUGCUUGUGGAAGCGCUGACUCCUGAAUCAGGCAAUGAUCUGGUAAUAUUGGUUCUCACAUUCCUUCAGCGACUUUCGGUUUACAUUGAGAACAAAAACGAUAUGGCCUUGUUGGGAGUGAUCGGAAAAUUGAGUUUCCUGUUGAGCGAAGAUGGAGUUCAGGGACACUUAUUUCAGUGCGACGAUCCGAGCGUAGUGAAUCUUUCGCUGCGGCUUCUGUUUAAUCUUUCUUUUGAUCCGGAUUUGCGGAUUGCGAUGGUCAAAGAAGGAUUGAUGCCUAAGAUCGUCACUGCAAUGGGCGAUGAAAGGCAUCGUCAUCAGGCCGUAUGCGUUUUGUAUCACCUCAGCAUGGAUGACAAGUGCAAGUCGAUGUUUACUUACACUCAGGCAAUUCCAUUGGUGAGUUUGUCAUGGAAGACGAAUUAGUGCAUUUAAGCACCCGUAUCCCCGAAUAACUGACCAGUUCAGAAAGUUAACAGUAGCCCGAUUCAAAUAGCGCCUUUUAUUCUGUACUGUAUAUUACUGGCUAAGAUGUCUGAAUUGUACUGUAUUGCAAAGUUUACUGUAAGAGGUAAAUAAAAUUACCUGUUUGAUUUCAUCUUUAGGAGCCAAUCUAGAAUAUUUCGACUAUUUCCAGAUACUGUAAAUCAUAUCCACCCCAUUGGAGUACAAACUCUGAAACAAAAAUUUUUUUAUUUCAAAAUCGUUAAAUUCCGUAUCCUGUUAAUUCGGAGAAGAGGAAUGUGGGCUUCACUAUAGGGUACAACUUUUUAAAAUUCCUGUGAUUUUACUAGCAUAAUUCUUGCAAUUCUGUAGUUCUAAAAACAAGGAAAAUUCUUCGUCCAUCGUGUAUUGACAUGCUCAACUAUGGAAAGUCGGCUACAAAACUCGUGUACAUUCGGUUCUAGUUGAGAAAACGAGGGAAUCAUGAUCGUUCUGCUGAUGUUUUCUCAAAGUGAACGAGUUCGAAAUAUCACCCCGUGUAUUUCAUGCUUCGAUUUUUAGCUGAUGAAAUUUUUGUUGGAUUCGGAUGAGGAUGAUCCUGGCAUGGAAGUAAUGGCGUUGAUCAUCAACUUGGCGGCAAAUCGGAAAAAUGCGGCAUUGAUUUGCGGAACCGUUGGAAGCAGUAGAGAAGGAUUGGGAUUAAAACUCCUUCUCCAUCGUGCCUUCAAAACUGAUGAUCCGCUAAUAAUGAAAAUCAUACGGAAUAUCGCGCAGCACGAUGGACCGACCAAGCAUCUUUUUAUAGAAUUCGUUGGAGAUCUUGUGGAAAAAAUGAAGGAUUCUCCCAAUGAAGAGUUGACUUUGGAAUGCUUAGGGGUCCUUGGAAAUUUGAACUUGCCAGAACUGGAUUGGAGUCUGGUCACCGACGAGUAUGAAUUGUUUCCUUGGCUGAAGCAGAAACUGCUGGCAGGAGACUCUGAAGAUGAUGUAAGACUUGAAAUCAUAGUUCUCUUGGGUACCAUGGCAGGAGAUGACGUAUGCGCCUCUCAUAUUUUGAAGUCAGGGAUAGUAGCGAAUGUUCUGCAGAUUCUGAAUGCGAAACAAGAAGAUGACGAACUCGUUCUUCAAAUCGUUUACCUUUUCCAUCGCUUUGUAGCGGGUAAAACGGAUAUGAGAGAAGGAUUUAUGACAAAUUAUUCAGACGCAAUACAUUACAUGAUCGAUCUGAUGCACGACGCGAACGCGGAAAUCUGUAAAUUGUGCGAUGCAACGUUGGACAUUGUUGGAAAUUGCGAUUCUGAAUGGGCAGCGAGGAUCAAGGAAGAAAAAUUCCAACACCAUAAUGCGCAGUGGCUGGAGAUGGUGAGCCAAUUGAAGGACCGAAACAAGGCUGUCUCGCGAAGGAACUCCUUGAUGAACAGCUCUGGUCGGGAGAGUCGAGAUGCACUGUAUGAUGAUGCUUCUUCGUUGGACGAUUCUGGUGGAAAUUCUUAUGAUCCUCAGGCGAAUCUCCUCGACCGCGCAGCCUUGUUUGCUGGCAGUGAUUCAGAAGACACCGGGAAAGCUUCGUCGGAUUCAGAAGAAUUUAUGGAUGCGAAUCUCAUUGACAACUCCAGAAAAAACGCAGGGAGACCGAAAUCUCGGUAUAACAACAGGAUUGCGGCAAGAGCGGAACAGUGAACAUUUUCAAGUCGGUAUCUCCGUCCAGUAUUUUGGUGGUUGACCUGAUUGGCUGUAGGAGAUUGUGAAUUUGUAAUAGAUUUUACGCACAAAAGUCGGCGUGAUGUGUUUUCCUCGUGUAAAAUUGUUGGAUCUCGAAUUAGAGGGAAUGAUGAUCUCAGCUUUUGAAA
This is a messenger RNA of Notodromas monacha, 3263 nucleotides long. Lineage: Eukaryota; Metazoa; Arthropoda; Ostracoda; Podocopida; Cyprididae. The record is from the annotation of a GenBank genome assembly.